AUGAUCGCGUCGAAAGUAUAUCGAAAAUUUGAUCUGCUGGAGACUUAUCCUGCUUCGGAUAAUGAGGGAAGUGGACUUGACAGCACGCGAAUCCGUUCGACUGCGAGCAUUUUGAUGACCUCUUCAAAAGAUCAAGCGACAUCUUCUACAAAGCCUAAGCCUAAGCAUAAGCAUGUCCAUGAGAAUGGGAAAGGACUUUCGAAUGGUUGCCCAUGGAUUCCCUGGCCUCAGUGGCGAGAAGGAGAGCCCAAAACAAAAAAUUACAAGACACCAGAUAUUGGUUGGACAGAAUUCUCUAGAAAAAAUCGAGAUGGAACAAGUUACGAAUACCUCAACACGAUUCUACAGCGUCCCGGCACCCCAAUGAACAGGAGUCUUGUCAAGACACCAUUACGGCAGAUUUUACCAACUGUCUUGAAAGGAGUAAAGGGUCACCCUACGAUGUUGAAACAUUCACUGACAGUUCUGUGGAGGCUCGGUCAAAUCCAAUCCAACCUCGACUAUAAUGGUGCCGCAGUAUUCAUCAAUAUCACUGGAGCAGGAGCCAGAGACGACACUGCUUUUUUCCGCCUGUACAUGGGUCAAGAUGAUAUUUUGGAGCUUGUACACAAUAUUCAAGAGAAGUUGGGUACUCUCUUGUUCCAAACGCUACCAACGAAGACUCUUCAUCAAUUUGAGAUUGAGCCCAAGUUUCCGAACAUUCACUGCAAUGUUCUAUCCCAUCUACUCCAAAGCCAGGGCAACAGAUGGGAAGCGAAAUACAUCGAGGAAGCUAUGAAAUUUCUCCAGGAGACAGAUGAUCCCGAGAUCUUACAACACUAUCAGGAACACGCUGGUCAAGAUCCACUGAAGACCCUCAUCAUAGAACGUGCGCUGGAGAAAAGAGGUGGAGUGGCCCACACCUUUGAGACUUUGCCAGAAUCGAUCAAGAACUACCUAUCGCCAAGGGGCUUCACUGAUAGGAAUGAGGUCGAAGCAAUAAUCGCGCGCGGCGCGACGCUCGUGCUCUCCAUUCUGAUGAUUAUGUCAAGUCUCGGCAACGCUACCAAGCACGCAUUGAACGACCAUGAACACAUCAAGCAAUACCGCCUACAGGAGACUUACGAAAAUCACCAUUCUGAUGAUUAUGUCAAGUCUCGGCAACGCUACCAAGCACGCAUUGAACGACCAUGA
Molecule: messenger RNA, 1173 nt
Organism: Letharia lupina
Lineage: Eukaryota; Fungi; Ascomycota; Lecanoromycetes; Lecanorales; Parmeliaceae
Exons: 4
Coding region: 1-1173 (390 amino acids)
Source: RefSeq, a predicted model, not a curated record